AUGCGAGACGAACAAAAGGAAUAUGCCACCAUUUCAGGCGUGUGGACCCGCUUAAUUCUCUUUUCAACCCUCGCCACAGCAGUUAUUUAUGUUGCAGUGGGUUUGUUUGCAUGUCGGCGUCUUAUACGAACAAAUUGGCAGUGGAUUCUCAUAGCUGUGGUAUAUUUUGCAGUCGGUUUAAUCCAUGCAUUCUUUUCCUUAUCACUAUUGUGUUUGGCCAUUGGUUGUGUCUUUUGGGUUUUUGGAGCUGAACCCAUGAGUUUGUUGGAGAUUCUCACUUACACUACAAUUAUGGUGGUACAUAUGUGUUUCUUUGCUAUGGGAAAGAAAACUAUUCUCCAUGCCCUUUGA
Molecule: messenger RNA, 351 nt
Organism: Trypanosoma brucei brucei TREU927
Lineage: Eukaryota; Euglenozoa; Kinetoplastea; Trypanosomatida; Trypanosomatidae
Gene: Tb927.4.390
Exons: 1
Coding region: 1-351 (116 amino acids)
Source: RefSeq, a predicted model, not a curated record